This is a messenger RNA of Fusarium verticillioides 7600, 3485 nucleotides long. RefSeq names its product mannosyl-oligosaccharide glucosidase. The record is from RefSeq and is a predicted model, not a curated record. Lineage: Eukaryota; Fungi; Ascomycota; Sordariomycetes; Hypocreales; Nectriaceae. Gene Ontology annotation, cellular component: endoplasmic reticulum membrane. Gene Ontology annotation, biological process: protein N-linked glycosylation; oligosaccharide metabolic process. The transcript is spliced from 3 exons. Bases 160 to 2601 code for a protein of 813 amino acids. Gene Ontology annotation, molecular function: Glc3Man9GlcNAc2 oligosaccharide glucosidase activity.
CGUCAUAUCAAUUCGCUGCUUCUACGUGUUCUCUGGAGCUUGUUCUCACACAAACUCACCCAAUGAGGAACUGGAUUCUCUAGAAUUCGUUCUGAAGAGAAAAAAACUUUAUCUCAACUUCUCUUCUAAAGGCUCGAGAGAAACCUUUUCAUCGUCAGUAUGGUGAAAAUUGCCCAUUGGGUGUCUGCAGCGACACUCGCCGUGGGCGUCUCAGCCGCUGAAGAUGCAUCUUCUGUGUUGACGACUGAAAUCGGCCGUCAAAACAACCAGAGCCUCUUUUGGGGCCCCUACAAAUCCAAUUUGUACUUUGGUGUGCGACCACGAACACCAGAUAGCCUAUGGACAGGGCUCAUGUGGGGGAAAGUCGACAAUUACCAUGAUAUUCAGAAUGGUUUCAGAUAUACCUGCGAGCAGGGGGAAGAUAUGCAUGGCUACGGGUGGGAUGAGUAUGAUGCCCGCAUAGGCGGUGUGCAGUCCAUUCACGACAAGGCCAACAAUAUCGACUUGACGACUACUUUUGUCAAGAUCCCCGGUGGAAAUCAUGGUGGCAGCUGGGCUGCCCGGAUCAAGGGUGAGCUGCGAGACGGUGCCCCGAAAAACACCAGGACUAUGCUAUUCUACUACAUCGCCCAGGAUGGUGAUGGCGAACUUGCUGUUGAGGGUGAAGGUACAGAGUAUGGUUUCGAAGAUGAUGUUACUCUCAAGGGCAGUUCAAAGGCGCUAGGAGACUACAAGCUUCUUAUCACAAAAGGUACCGGAGAGCACCCUUCAACAGACCACAAGUUCCUGGAAGAUCGACAUGGCGACACAACCAUCGUCUCGAGUACCGAAGUCCCAGCCGACCUUACCUGGCAGGGCAAGCCCGUUGUCUUCAAGCAACUCCAAGAUGCCGUUUCGCCCGUGCAGCAGAAUGCUGACCAGGAAAAUCCGCCUCCACCGUGGCAGGUGUACCGUAUUGCCCAUGCGCCUGGAAAAGGCAACGUCCAUGUGGUCGAGAAGACCUUUGAGGGGCCGUUCGAGUUCGAUGUCAUCUUUUCAUCGGGAUCUGGAGGCAAGGAUUUUACUUCUGAGGAGGUUACUGAACAGAUCGAGAAGACAUCAGAAAUCUUCAACGAGCGCUUCACCAACACCUUCAAGCUUAAGGAACCUUUCACAGAGGCAAAGUACAAGAAAUUCGGCAAGAGCAUGCUGUCCAACCUCAUCGGCGGCAUAGGGUACUUCCAUGGUCACCAGCUGAUUGAUCGAUCGUAUGCGCCUGAGUAUGAGGAGCAGAGCGACGGGUUCUGGGAGGAGGCCGCGCAAGCCAAGGCACGCACACAGCCGGAACUCGAGGGCCCCUACGAGCUCUUCACCAGUGUUCCUUCUCGCCCUUUCUUCCCCCGUGGUUUUCUGUGGGAUGAAGGAUUUCAUCUAAUUCCCAUUGCCGAUUGGGAUAUUGACCUCACACUUGAAAUUGUCAAGAGCUGGUACAACACCAUGGACGAAGAUGGCUGGAUCGCUCGCGAACAGAUUCUAGGCCAUGAGGCCAGGAGUAAGGUCCCUCCUGAGUUUCAAGUGCAAUUCCCACAUUAUGCCAACCCCCCCACCCUCUUCCUUAUCAUCGAGGGCUUCAUGGAGCGUCUUCGUGCAUCAAAUGGGACCAAGAGCGAGGCAAAGGAACGCAUUCUUGGGGCCGAUCCUCUACAAACCGCUCACCUCGACAAUAUCGAGCUCGGCGAGAACUAUCUUCGAAAGUUGUACCCCCUGUUGAGACAACAAUAUGACUGGUUCCGCAAAACCCAGCGCGGCGACAUAAAGAAUUAUGACCGUGAGGCAUACUCAACUAAGGAAGCAUACAGAUGGAGGGGUCGCACUGAGACUCACAUCCUCACCAGUGGCCUGGACGACUAUCCUCGACCUCAGCCCCCGUCACCGGGCGAGCUGCAUGUUGAUCUCAUGUCCUGGGUUGGGCUGAUGACAAAGUCGUUGAUGAACAUCGCAGAUGCCCUCAGCAUGGCCGAAGAUGUGAAUGAGUAUAGGAAAAACUUGGAUGGCAUUGAGCGCAACCUCAAUGAUCUCCACUGGUCCGAUAAGGAGGGUUGCUAUUGUGACGCAACAAUCGAUGAUUACGAGGAACACGCACUCGUAUGCCACAAGGGCUACAUUUCCCUGUUCCCUUUUCUGGUCGGCCUGAUGAAGGCUGACGACCCCAAGCUGGGCAAGAUUCUUGAGCUGAUCGGUGACGAGGAGCACCUCUGGAGCCCCCACGGCAUUCGCAGCUUGAGUAAACAGGAUGAGUUCUACGCCACGGGCGAGAACUACUGGCGCAGCCCUGUGUGGAUGCCUAUCAACUACCUAGCUUUGUCUCAACUACAGAACGUUGCCUCGCAGGAAGGCCCCUACAGAGGCAAAGCGAAGGAUCUGUUCAGGCGUCUCCGUAAGAACCUUGUUGACACCGUGUACAAGAGUUGGGAAGAAACUGGCUUCGCCUGGGAGCAGUACAACCCCGACACGGGCGCCGGCCAGCGAACACAGCACUUCACUGGAUGGACUAGUCUCGUUGUCAAGAUCAUGGCCAUGGAAGACCCUAGUCAGGAGGCUCGUGCCAAGGACGAGCUGUGAAUGGGACAGAAUGGAACAAGGCAAUGUAGGACUACUUUGAAAAGGUGUUGUGUGUAUCGCAAUAUGCCAAUUGAAACAUGCCGGCUAUUGGCCAAUGGUUAGUCACAGCCAAGACAUACACCGUAAAACAAUCCCACGGCUCGUACCGCAUCCUCAAGCCAUGCAGGCUUGUGAAGCUUGGGGGCUAAGAGGCUGGGAACAGGGAUCGAAACAUUCUACCACAUUAGGCAAUUCAGGGACAGAGCCUCCAAACUCUGUUUUAUUGAUCCUGUGCGACGGAUGGCUGUGAUUUAAUGCCUGGUGCAGGUGAUGGCUCAAUGGAUGCAGAUCGGUGACUGUGGUAUGUGCGCCAUACGGAUCGGCAGGCUGUCAACGUCUUAGUGGCGUCGGCGGGACUUAUUCAAAUGGCCGAAGGCUGUCGACGAAGUUGAAAAAAGAAAGGGUGUUUGCGUUUAGUCAAUUGAACGUCAGCGGGUUUCUAGCAAUGUCACGAUUCUGCAUCGUUUACCAGUCAUGGCCUACCGGCUUGCUUCCGGGACGAAAGUAGCUGCCGAGACAUAAGCUGCAGAUCCGUAGAUGCAACCAUUCUUAGAAAUACCCAGAAUUGCUUGACGUGCGUUGGGUUGAUAGAUUGUGUAUAUCUUCAACGUGAACAGGCUGCAACCUGUAUUGGUGGAACGUGAGCUUCCACGCCCAGGGGAACUCUCUGAUACACCUGACAGGCGUUGCAAUCCUUCCCGAGACAUGGCUCAGGGGAGUAAGCAGAAACAAAACAGCAGGCAAGGAUCUGGAAAGCUAUAUCCGUAAUGCCUCAGAGGUAGCCGAGACGGCAGAAACAUGGUUCAUGUCUUAGGUCUUAGGUAGAAACAGUAAUACAAGAGCCC